AUGGUGCCAGCCGACGAAUCGCAUUUAGUACCUUCACCGUUACCUGAUGAACUGAAAGACUGGGAUAAUAUAGAAGACGAAAGCCUGUUCCGGAAGCCGUGGGAACAUUAUGAGUUGUUCCUCGCUCAGCAUGGAUACACUUUGCUGGGCGCACCAGCCUACGAUGAUCCCCAAGUAUUUGAGCGUAUACCAAGGCGACCCGCGUUGAAUCCAUUCUUUCCCAAGGACGAUGAAGAUUUCGUCCAUCGGCCGGUCUUUAUGUGGGAAGAAGUGGAGUAUCUUCGCUUGCCUCAGUUCUUCCAGCCGCGUGCCACUCUGUACUUAGGACUAGAUAAAGUAGGACGGCAGGUCCUCUUCAAAGCAGUCACGCGAGAUUCUGCAGAGUACAAGGUGCUGAGUCACCUUCGCAGCCAUAAUCUACGCCAAGACCCUAGGAACCAUACUAUCCCAGCUACGCUGGUUUCAGCGGGUGAUAUGGUUUUCGUCAUUCAACCCUACUGGGGCAGAUGCUGGGACUGGCCUUCUCCGGACAGUGUCACCGCUCGCUUUAAGAUUGUGUUUCAGCUUCUUGAGGGUCUCGUUUUUAUGCACGAAAAUAGGGUCGGCCAUGGGGACAUCCAUCGAGAGAACAUCCUGUGGAAUCACAGUGACUGCAGAGGGUGGACCACGGGUGAACAUGAUCCUCCUCCGGGUUACUUAUUCCACAGCACCUUCGACUUCCGUAUGGCGUACAUCGACUUCGGCUGCUCUACCCUCUUGGAGCCUGGUCAGAGCCGCAUGGUUCCGAGUAAUUCCCGACCUCCCUCUGAUUUUGCAGCUCCGGAACAGACAGCAGAGGGCGAUUCCUAUGAUGUUUUCGCUGCGGACGUAUAUAACCUUGGGAAAGUCCUUCAAUGGGAGCUAGAGGAAGCACUAAAGCAUGAUGAUCCCGUUGCUCGAGAAACGGUUGAGUCAGCACCAGAUUAUCUAGACCUCCUCAGAAGCAUGACCCAGGAGGACCCCGCUCGGCGCCCUUCCUCCCUGGAAGCUCAUAUUACCUUCAGAGCUAUCUUCAAGAAUUGGGAAUUGACAAGGUCGUAG
Molecule: messenger RNA, 1080 nt
Organism: Gloeophyllum trabeum ATCC 11539
Lineage: Eukaryota; Fungi; Basidiomycota; Agaricomycetes; Gloeophyllales; Gloeophyllaceae
Exons: 5
Coding region: 1-1080 (359 amino acids)
Biological process (GO): protein phosphorylation; intracellular signal transduction
Molecular function (GO): ATP binding; protein serine/threonine kinase activity
Source: RefSeq, a predicted model, not a curated record